AUGAUUCGUGAUCAUUCAGGACGUUGUCUUACAAUGUUUGCUUUGAACCUUGGUUCUUGCACUAUAACCCAAGCCGAGUUAAAGGGAGCUGUUGAAGGUCUCCAGGUGGCGUGGGAUGCAGGACACAGACGAGUCAAUGUGCAACUCCACUCUCGGUGUGUGGUUCAGCUCCUGAGACGUGCAGACUAUCACUACCAUCAUAGUGCAACUAUUAUUUUGUGA
This is a messenger RNA of Linum tenue, 222 nucleotides long. NCBI's taxonomy places the organism in Eukaryota, Viridiplantae, Streptophyta, Magnoliopsida, Malpighiales, Linaceae. The record is from the annotation of a GenBank genome assembly.